This is a messenger RNA of Thunnus maccoyii (southern bluefin tuna), 7470 nucleotides long. RefSeq lists its product as uncharacterized. The transcript is spliced from 48 exons. NCBI's taxonomy places the organism in Eukaryota, Metazoa, Chordata, Actinopteri, Scombriformes, Scombridae. Bases 459 to 7001 code for a protein of 2180 amino acids. The record is from RefSeq and is a predicted model, not a curated record.
CGGACUAAAAGAUUUAAAAAUUUACAAAAAGCUUUUUUUCUUUUCUUUUUUUUCUCCCAUUGAUGCACCGAGUCACGCACCAAAUAUCAAUCUGUAGAGAGGAAUUGCACAGCUGCAGACUUGCCUCUGCAGGCACCGCGGAGGUGAUUUGCUAUUGGAUAAUCACAUCAUGAGCUAAGAACCAAUCACACACUGUAUCCAAGAAGAAUGGACCCACUGAGAUUAAGUCAAGGUUUCUGAAUGCAGGAUGCAUGACUGCUGAGGACAGGAAAUGGGGAGAGGAAGCCCGACUGCUGGAUGUUCGUCUCCAUGGAUACACCACAACAGGCCACUAAGGAGGCAGAGAUUUUGCAGGACUGAAGGAGCUGUAUUUUUGAAUGUAAUGUCGGACACAUAACUGGAAUUGUCAGAAUCUCAAUUUCUAAAUGUUUUUUUGAUCCUGAAUGAAGAGGUGAGCCAUGUGUGACGCAUACAGAGUUUCCUCUUCUGUUAAAGUGGAGCAGAUGGAGGCAGAGUUGCGGCAUCAACUCUCAUCACUCAGGGCGGAAAUUGAAGAGAAUGGAUUUCCCCGGAGAGCAGUGCCCUCCAAAUCCUACAGUUCUGUUCCACCUCCAAAAGAUAUUUCUUUCUUCCGUUUGGAGAGGGAGCAGACACUAAGAAGAGGACUUCAGGUGGCUGAAACUUUACCUGUUCAGUCUCAGUCUGACGUCAUGCAGAGAGAGCUGGAGAGUUGCUUGAGUUUGGAGUACACAUCUGAUAGUCUUCCUCCUCUGCUGCACCAGUUCUACGUGGACAGAUCAUAUUACUUGGCUCAAGUGAAAUAUCUGCUCAUGCUGAGAUGGAGGAGAUUUUGCCACCACACCAGCGUCAUCGAGAAGCUUUAUCCUCAUUACAAGGAUCAGAUGUCACGAUUGACGAGUGAAUACGAGGAUGCUGUUCAGAGAGCUCGCAGACUGUCGGCAAGCAGAGAGAAGAUCCUGACCGGCAGAGGAAACCCCGACGGCCUGCUGACUCAGGAUGAUGUGGUCAUUUUCCUGCGGUGGCUGAUCUGCCACCUGCACUCUGUUAAAAACAUUCACCAAUUUCUGAGGGUGCUGCACUAUAUGCCAGCUUGUGAAAGGAAAAGCAAAGAAUCCCAGCCAACCAUCACAGAGGGUCUUAAGGAGACGUUACAUCAGACUCAACUUGCUGACGGAGUGUCAGUACCAGUUUACGAUGUUCCCCUGCACACUGGUCAAAUGGAAGAGUUUCUACCUGAGCUUCAGUCCUUGAUCAACUACUUCCACCUGUCAUACGACGCUGGAAAAAUCAAGACCACUGCAGACGAGAUGGAGUUAUUCAGCGUGGUGUGGAGGGAGUUCAGAAUGAUCUUCAGACAACAAGAGCAGAUGAAAACGUUUCCUCAGUACGAUGGUACAGAUGUCAAAGAGAGCCAGUGGGGGAGGAAGAGUGCGAGUAUGGCUCUGAAGAAGGAGGCCAGCUGGAUCCCCUUCAUUCAGGUGAAGCCUAAACGGGAUCCUUGUCAGCAGAAGCUCGUCACAAAGCUGAAGGAGAAGAAGAGUGUUGAUGAGUUGCUGAAGAUGCAGAGCAGGUUUCUUCAGGUUCCUGAUUUGCUCCAUGUGGCUGCGACUCUUAAAGAAGAUGCUGCUCAUGUUGGCGACUUACAAUCUGCACCGACCUCAUCUGUCUCACACAGCAGUAAAACAAAACAGCAAAAGAUCUCCGAGAUCUGGACGAGGAUUUACAACCCUGCCAGUCUCACUCAGGAAACACACAAUCACUCAUCAAGAGACAGAGACAGAGGAGGACGGGAUAGAAAGAGUUUGAAGGGUCAAACCUCAGGCACAACAAAUGAAAGCUACUCUUUGGAGGACAGUCUGCAGCUCCUCGGUCUCAAUGAUGGUCCAGAGGAAGGAACGUCAGAUCCCAUCAUAACCAGAGGAGCUUACCUGUCCCUGAUUUACCUGCGUCAUCUUAAGCUCAGACAGCUCCAGCGUUCCUGUCUUGGGAUGCUAAACUACCUGCGCUCUGUGGAGAGGACUUUAACCUUUGACCUGGCAGGUCUGCAGCUGGAGGAAGGAGAACUGUGCAGCACAGCAGAGGAAACAGGCCGGAUGAAUGCAGCUAGAGGAGGAAGAGGGGAAGCAGGAGGUCUCGGCUCACUGCAAUACAGCCACAACACUCCUGUUGACUAUAAGGUCCAUUGCUCAGAGUUCAUGGAGUUUGCUGAGGUGGAGAAUCUUCAUGAUUUCUACAGAACAGAGGAGCGUUUCAUCCACACUCAGGACCAGAGAGGGUUUUACAUCGUGUACGACGCCGCGCUGAGGGACCUGGAGGAGCUGGAGAACGAGCUUCUUCUAGUCGGCUCACAUUUCAUCCAGAGAAACAAAACGAAGCAAACAGGAACAGCUGAGAGAGCCUCCACCUCGACAGCAGACAUCCGCUUCUGGGCCGGGACCGAUGUUGAUCGUGUUGCAGUGCUUCUCGACUUGUGGACAUGUGAGACUGAGUUUUUGGAGAGCAAAAUACAGCUCUUGAACUGUUACUAUGAGGCCUAUCAGCAUACAGCAGGGACUGAGGAGAGGUUUGCGUUGGCUGGAGUUAUCACUGACAUCAUGCACAGUCGGCCACACCUGGACCUGGACCAGGAUUAUUUUGUUCAGGUCUACAGGGCCGAAAUUGGCUGUCUGCAAAUCCACCAGCAGCUGAUCAAAGACGUUCUGGACAAUCAGAUUGAAAAACAGCGUCAGUACCUUCAACGCAUCUGGAGAAACGACAGCAAAGACUCCGUUCAUGACUACGGCCUUCCACCAAACUACGUUCCCAAACAUCUGGUCUCACUUGGUGGCAGCAGCCCUGAACUGAUUAAUGUGUUCCUUCUGGAGGUUCACCCGUCCCUCUGCCUGGCCUCUGCAGUCUAUCACGGUUUAGUCCAGGCUCACAUCGAGCUCUGCGAGCUGCACCGAGCCACCGGCGUCACUGACAAACUCAUCCUGCGACAGAAGCUCUUGCAGCUGGCCCUGCAGAGCUGGAACAGCCUGGCUUCACCUGGAGCCUCCUACAGCUCUCAAAUACAGAAAGAUCUGUUCUCAGAUGUAUUCUUUGAGGACCCGAUUUUGGUCCAGAAGGUGGGGCUGUCAUUAGUAAGAUCUGCUGAGGAGAAGGACAUGAAGCAGGGAAGAGAGAAACAAUCAUACGCUGUGGAAACUUUCUCCAAGCUGCUGGAGCUCGUAACCAUCCGCCAUCGUCUGCUGGAGUCAGCCUCGGAGACUGCACAUCUGGCACAGUUGUACAGAAAUGUAGCUUCAGAUCUCGGCUUUGAUGAGUUCCACCUUUACAUGCGGCCGGAGCAGUUUGAGGUCGCUGAGCAGAAAGACCGAACAGAGCAGAGGCCUGUUUUCAUCACUGCGGUACUGGAGGAUGACAGCUCCAUAGACAGGUUCACCCCGUCCCACCUGCCUCUGAGCAUCCAGGAACUGGACGAGAACCAGAUCGGGAGGUUUAGCUUCAGCUCAGAGGAGGCAGUUGUUCAUCUUAUGAACAAACAGGGCAUAGAGAACCUUCAGGUGACUCUGGCCUGUCAGGUUACACAGAAGAAUGCCUUGAUAAGUGCUGUGAAACUGGCUUGUCUUUGCUAUUGGGCAAAAGAGGGUGAAGACAGCCUUCAUUCUGAUGAACAUAUAACAACAAGAUUUGAAUCUAAACCAGGAAGCGACACUGACAACCUGCAGGACAAAUCUUCACUCUCAAAAAGCUCCACGAGAACUCCCACCUCAUCCAAGGAGAGGCUGAUGGAGGCCUUUGUGUCCAUCCAGCUGGAAAAAGUGGGUCUGCGUGACGAGAUGCUGAAUUCAUUUAUGAAGACGAAACAGGCCAUGGGGGGUCUCAUAAAAACCCCAGAUGAAGCAGCAAAGAUCAAAAGGAGGCUCAUAAUCGACUUUCUCAAGAAAUUCAGCACACAGAUAUCUCAGCAUUGUGUGAGAGCGCAGAUUGUUGCGUAUCACUACAGUCUAACCUCCCUUUUGGACGGCAUUCCCUCCAUUCGUCAGUCCCACUUCAUGAGUCGUCAAGUCAGCGAGACGAAAGUUAUUUUGGAUUCAGGAGUUGAUCUUCGUCCAGACCCCAGGACCUUUAAACGUCGGCCGCAGCGGUUGUUGUCAGCAGACGGCAAAACUCUCCUCAACCUGUGGUACAUCCCCGACUUCUCUGAAGUGCUUCACAUGUUCAAAACACUGGAGGUUCUGGCCUGUUCUGCAGCUCUCUAUCACACUCUGCAGAUAGUUUCUGCCCUUCAUGACAUUAUUUAUUACCUGGUCAGUUUCUCCAGACUGGGAAACACAGAUGACACUUGUAGCUGGAGGAAGAGAGAACAGGAGGCUGCAGGUUCACAUCUGGCAGCUGACUGGGGAGGAAGUGAAGGCAUCGGAGCAGAGCUGCUGGAGAUCCAACGUCAGGUUGACCGUCUGUCGGAUCCCAGCAGCCCAGAGUCUGUCAGCCGUCUGCUGCAGCUGCGCAGGCAGGUCGUCUUCCUGCAGUUUGAUGCUGCUGUGAGGCACCUGAUCAGAGAGGCGUUCAUCUCCUCUGGUGAUAUCGCUUCUUAUCAGACUGUGAGUGACAACAUGGCCGCUGCCCUCCCUCUGCUGAGCGACAGCAUCCAGACUGACGUGUUCAGUCUCACGCUGCCUGUUCCUCGACCUCUAGAGACUAAAGGCUGUCAGGCACAGACGAUGUUUCCAUGGAGAAGUUUUAUAACGUGUAAUGGUUUGCUCCCGCUGCGUGUCUGGGACGUCCCACCCAUCGAACACUGCAUGCAGCUGUGUCUGAGUGGUCUGAGUGAUCGCAGCAGACUGCAGGCCAAUGCAGCAAUCCUCGGUGUGUCCCUGCUCAUGGAGGACGUCCUGAACAGCGGAAGAGAGGCAGAGCCUGUCGGUCUCCAUGGCAACAGAGAUGACCUUCCACAUGAUGGAAAACCUAAUGAGGGGGCUAAAAGCUGCUUACAAGCUGAGGAAGAAGAGAAGAGGACUUCUGUUUCAGACUCUUCUGCUCCUCUUCAGGAUCCGAUCCGAGUCCAGUCUGUGCUGAGAGGUUUCCUCCUGCUGAUGAAGCAGCUUCAGGUCUUCAAGGAGAGCUGGGCUCGAAGACGUCUGGGUGUUGAGAUGUUCAGUACGGCCGGUCUGUACCAACAGUUUGUGAAAAUCUACAGAGCUGAAAUCUUUUACCCCAGUAUGAGAGCUCUGGCUCAACAACUGGGUAAAGAACACGACUAUGAGGUCUUAAUUUCUGGCAGCCAGUCUCUCCUGCCCCCUCCUGGAGCUUCAGAGGUGGAUGUGAAAGUCUGGCAGCUUCACAGACUGCUGGAGAGCACUGAAUGUGACAUGAUCAGAGCGGUGCAGAGGAGGAUCAGCAGAGAGCUGACCCUGGUUGUUUCAGAGCGAACACGUCAAGACACAGGCCUCCCCACAGAGCUGUGGAAAAAAUCCGCAGUGAAGUACAGUCUGUCUCCUGAGCGGCCACAGAUCGUGGAAUCGUUUAUCCAGCAGCUGAUGGAAAGAGCUGAAGAGACUGAGGGACAGCUGAGGGUCUCUGUGGAUCAUCUCCAGCAGUGUCUGACUCACCUCGGCUGUUCUGUGACGGAGCGAGAGCGCGGCAGCUUCCUGCUUUACUCGCAGUUUUAUGAACAAAUCCUGCAGCAGCAGACUCAGCUUCUCUACCAGAGAGAACAGGAUUUAAAGAAUCGUAAAGACUCUCAGGCAAGCAACCCUCACAAAGAGGUGGCUGUUUUAUGUCGUGGGAUGAUUUCGGAGAUCUCAGCGCUGCAGGCUCGAGUCGCUCACCUGGAAGAAGAGAAGAGAUCUCUAGAGCAGAAACUCAGUCUCAAAUUCAAAGAACGUUACGACCCUUUGGUCCGACAACUCUUCUCCACCUGCAUCCAGCUAAAGGCCGGGCUUGAUGAGUACCGGCGGCGGAUGGAGCAGGACGUGAGUGUGAUGGUGAACAGCAUAAGAAGAGAAGGAGUGGACAAAAUUAUCAAGCUCAGGAAGAAGAAGCACGGCAGCACCAAAGACAACGAUGAUCUUAAACUCACACAGUUAAAGAAAGAAGAAGUCCAGGAGUUGAACCUGGAGAACAGCCGGCUGACUGCUCUGCUCUGUAAACUGAAGGCUCUGAGCCGCUGGAGGCAGGCGGUCGACGAGGGGAAACUUCACCGACAGCUGCUCCAAACUCAGCAGAGGGAGAUCUCCAGUCGCAUUGAGGCCCUCAGAGUGAAGAUGACAUCAGAGGAGGAGGUGGUUUACCUGCAGGACGAGCUGGACGCCGCCCGCCACGUGUUGACCUGCUGUCAGACGGAGUGCAGCAGCGCCAAGAAGCUGCUCAGCAGAAAGACAGAGGAGCUCCAGGUGGUCAGGCAUCGGUCUGCGCAGGAGGCCCGGAGCAGGCGGGAGCUGGACAGCUAUCGAGUGCAGAGCCUGGAACAAAUGAGAGCCGACGUGGAGGACAGAGAGAGACGGCUCAGAGCGCUCAGCGGGCAGCUGGACAGAGGCAGCAAGAUGAGCCAGUUACAGAGACAACGCAGCGCCAAAGAGAUCCGAAAGGUGAAGGGAAAGCUGCAACAGGAGCGCUGCCUCAAACAAGAGGCCUUUCAGCAAGUGGAUAAGCUGCAGAACCAGGUGAGCGACAUGGAAGCAGCUUUCUCCAGGUGCACCUCUACAGCAGGGCAAAGCCGGACUUAUUACACGCUGUCGGUCAGCAGAUUGAGCACUAGAAGUCCCUCAGCAGGUGCUGUACCGACCGCAGAGUCGCACUCUUCCCUUCAUCUCAGAGCAGUCUACAAAGGGCCAGUCAGCAGCAGUCCGCCCUGCAGCUCGGCAGCCUCACAAACCAUGCCAAGAUUCAGGACUUUGCUGCAGAGCCAAGACACCGCAAAGCAGAAACAGCCGGGAGCCGUUCUAACACGAGGAUGGACAGACCCAAAGCUGAUCCGUCUCGCCUGCGUGUUCUGACUGCUGAGACGACGUUGCCAGACCUGUGAGACGCAGCCCCGGCGCCGUGCUCGUCAGUUAAUUAACCCUCAACAUUUUGUAAAGCACCACUAGCUUGUUUAGCUGCUGGCAAUGUGCUGUUGAAUCCUUAAUAAUUCUACUCUGUGUUUUACAGCAGCGUGUGAAUAAAGUUAUGCUAUUUCCAAAGCCAAGACAUUAACUUGUGAGAGAGUUUUGCUAUGUUUUUUUUUUUUUUAUAAAACAAGGUAUUUUAUUGUCCAAUGCAUUCACAUACCAUCUUACAACAUCAUCUACCACUGUCAUACACUGUACAUGUGUGCCCUCCCUUUAAAACUCAGUGUAGCUCUGUUACACUGCUUUGGUCCAUAUUUCUUUUGUUCAUGUAAAAUUGAGUGAAUUAUAUUCUUAUUUCUAUCCAUUAAAAAUGAAAAGUUGUAAAUAAGUCUUAAUAAAACACUGUAACCUGUCA